This is a messenger RNA of Acanthosepion pharaonis, 606 nucleotides long. The record is from the annotation of a GenBank genome assembly. NCBI's taxonomy places the organism in Eukaryota, Metazoa, Mollusca, Cephalopoda, Sepiida, Sepiidae.
AUGACUGUAUUUCUUCUUUUACUGAAGAACGUCGCCAUUUUCACACUUUUCCCGCCACACAUAUCUCGCUAUUUUUCCUUCUCUCCCACACUCUCUUUAAUCCUUUCCCGCCGAUUCAUUAAUGACUUCUCAUACGGCAUGUUUCUAUCUAUCUAUCUAUCUAUCUAUCUAUCUAUCUAUCUAUCUAUCUAUCUCAUUUCUAUCUAUCUAUCUAUCUAUCUAUCUAUCUAUCUAUCUAUCUAUCUAUCUACUGGAAUCAGUCAGUUUUUCUAUCUAUCUAUCUAUCUAUCUAUCUAUCUAUCUAUCUAUCUAUCUAUCUACUGGAAUCAGUCAGUUUCUUCAUAUCUAUCUAUCUAUCUAUCUAUCUAUCUAUCUAUCUACUGGAAUCAUUCCGUUUCUUCAUAUCUAUCUAUCUAUCUAUCUAUCUAUCUAUCUCAGUCAUUACACAUGUAUCGCUUUUUCAUUUCAAUCGUUUCAUAUCUAUCUAUCAUUCAGUUUAACACUUCACAUCUAACUACUCAAAUCAUUUACUUUCUUCAUAUCUAUCUAUCUAUCUAUCUAUCUAUCUAUCUAUCUAUCUAUCUAUCUAUCUAUCUAUCUAUCUAA